AUGCUUUGGAAGCAUCGGAGUUUGUGUCUGAAAGCCUUCCUUUUAACUGUUUACUACUCAGACUUACAUGGCUCUGUAUCGACCCACACUGCAAAUUGUGCAGGGAGAGUGAACAGCAAACUGCCCCACUGUGCUUCCGUAAGGCACCUUUUUACUCAUUUUGACAUCUGUCAAAAUCAACAGUGUCCAGCUUGUGAACUCAUAAAGUAUGCGCUGGAGAGGCUAUUUUAUCCGAUGGAGAGGGAAGAUGACCAGGCAAACUGUGAAUUCGCAUUAGCAAGGGAGCAAAUGAGUGAAAUCAUCUGUGGAAUGCAAAUCUUUGUUUGCAUGAACUACGAAUCGAAAGCCACCAUCUUUCAGAUGGGUGAGAACUCCCUCAAUGUUAAUAUUUAUGUCAUCGGUUGGUUCUGCAGCAGCCUAGUCAGAAGGGAUUGGGUGCUGUCGAAACCACCUUCUGUGCCAACACGACCAUUGGAAGAGACUGCUGCUCGAGUAUUAGUUCUGGCUCUUAUAAAUAGGGCAAGUUAUCACCUACAUCGUCAAAAUUUACGUGAAAAUGAGGAGGCUGGACUAAUUGCAUCUAGGGAACUCAUGAUCCUGAGUUCUCUCAAAGAUUCAAUGGCAAAUCUCGAGGUUAUUCCAGAAGUGUUCGACACCACCGAGAAUUCUGACGGCGUUGAGCAAACACGAAUGCUUCAAGAACAGCUUCGACUCCUGUUACACGCCGAAUUGUGUCUCACAGUGCGGAAGUCUCCCAUAACCUGCACUGAUCCACAGUGCCCCAAGAUUUGCAAUGUGUAUCGACACAUUGAGAACUGUACUGCAGAGGUAAACUGUAAACUACCUCAGUGUGCUCCCGCCCUACAGCUUACUUCCCAUUUUUGCAGUUGUGAGGAUCAACAAUGUCCCGUGUGUGAACCCAUGAAGUAUGCAUUGGAGAAGCGUUUCUACCCAAUUGAGAGGGAAGGUGGGCAGUUGGACCGUGAAUUCACAUUGACAAGAGAGCAAAGGAGUGAAGUCAUUCGUGGAAUUACUGUCAGGAUCCUGCGGACUGCUGGAGCUCCCGACUUAUCGGACAUUCAUUUCCCGGGAAUGGAUCAUGCCAUUCAGUGUGUCAAAUAUUUCGAAGACGAAAUCUAUACUAAAGCUACUGCCAUGGAUCAGUACGACUCCCCCAUCGCACACUAUGUUAUUUCGCGUGGCAGACUAUUAGGGAAAUACUAA
Molecule: messenger RNA, 1224 nt
Organism: Echinococcus granulosus
Lineage: Eukaryota; Metazoa; Platyhelminthes; Cestoda; Cyclophyllidea; Taeniidae
Product: CREB-binding protein
Exons: 5
Coding region: 1-1224 (407 amino acids)
Biological process (GO): positive regulation of transcription by RNA polymerase II
Cellular component (GO): transcription regulator complex; histone acetyltransferase complex
Molecular function (GO): chromatin DNA binding; histone acetyltransferase activity; transcription coactivator activity
Source: RefSeq, a predicted model, not a curated record